This is a messenger RNA of Talaromyces proteolyticus, 2112 nucleotides long. RefSeq names its product putative amino acid permease. NCBI's taxonomy places the organism in Eukaryota, Fungi, Ascomycota, Eurotiomycetes, Eurotiales, Trichocomaceae. The transcript is spliced from 10 exons. Gene Ontology annotation, molecular function: transmembrane transporter activity. Gene Ontology annotation, biological process: transmembrane transport. The record is from RefSeq and is a predicted model, not a curated record. Bases 264 to 1901 code for a protein of 545 amino acids. Gene Ontology annotation, cellular component: membrane.
AACUAAAAAUCGCGCUAAGCCAAAACCAACGCAAGAUUUUAUUGCACCGGCGGGACUUGAGAGAACUAGGCACAGCUCAGACUUUUUUUUUUGGCUUUAUUUCUCCCCCUGUCGAUUUUCGAUAUUCAUUUCUUGUUUAUUAUUUUUCUUGGUGAUUUUUCUGGAUUGUCCGCGACGUUGGUUGCGCUGAUUUUGGUUAAUUGAUUUCGCGAUUGCGAACGGGGCUAGAAAAUUUCCUCUAGCAAGGCCAGAUUAGGGCAGUCAUGUCACACCUAGAAGUAGAACGCGACCAUGAGGUUGCCUCUCCCAGCGAAUCUGUGGAGGAGACCAGCAGAGACCAAUUGGUAAUGGAUGCAGAUGCUGCGCUCCUGCAAACAAUGGGGUACAAGCAGGUUUUGCAUAGGUCUUAUUCCUUGAUUGAGAACUUCUCUACUACCUUUGCCGCUUUGUAUUUCGUCGGAGGUGUUCGUGUCACCUAUAGCACAGGAAUUGCCAGUGGCGGCAAUCUUGCAUACUGGACGAGCUAUUUGGUGACGCUAGUAUUCACCUUUAUCAGUGCAGCUGUUAUCGCCGAAGUGUGCUCGGCCUCGCCCUCAGCAGGCUCUAUCUAUCUCUGGGCCGCCGAAGCAGGUGGUCCCAAGUAUGGCCGCCUUCUAGGCUUUGUGGUUGCUUGGUGGAGUACGACGGCUUGGACGACGUUCUGUGCUAGCAACACACAGGCUGCCACAAACUAUAUGCUUUCGGAAAUCAAUGUGUUUAAUCUUAGCUUCCCGACUGAUACGAGCGACGUCAAAUUUCGUGCUGUGCAAUGGAUUUGUACCGAAGUCUUGCUCGCGUUAGCUGCCCUUGUAAACUUCCUACCACCAAAAUCAUUCCGAUGGAUAUUUUACAUCUCCUCCAGCCUGGUCAUGCUAGACUUCUUUCUAAACAUGAUCUGGUUGCCCAUCGGAGUUGCAAAUACCUGGGGUUUCCGAUCUGCCCAUGAAGCUUUCAUGACAACGUACAACGGCACUGGUGCGCCGGCUGGUUGGAAUUGGUGCCUGUCCUACCUUGCCACUGCAGGUAUUCUGAUCGGAUUCGACGCCUCUGGACACGUCGCCGAGGAGACCAAGAAUGCGUCUGUUACCGCUGCUCGAGGUAUUUUCUGGAGUACAGUUGUCAGUGGUAUUGGGGGUUUGAUUGUCGUUAUCAUGUUCCUCUUCUGUGCGCCUGAUCCUGACACACUUUUCAGUUUCGGCGCACCUCAACCAUUCGUGCCACUCUAUGCUGUUGUGCUCGGACAAGGAGGACACAUUUUUAUGAACAUAGUCUGCGUGGUCGCCCUUUGGUUUAACACGGCCAUCGCCAUCGUCGCCGCCUCCCGCUUGGUCUUCGCCGUUGCUCGCGAUGGUGUCCUUCCAUUCUCCAGUUGGGUUUCUCGCGUCUCACCCGAAGGCCAACCGCGCAACGCCGUAAUCGUCGUGUGGGGAGUCGCAGCCGUCAUCACAUGUACAAUUUUACCAUCCGCCGUAGCUUUCACGUCGCUCAUCUCUGCCGCUGGAGUCCCGUCCGCUGCUGCCUAUGGACUCAUCUGCCUGGGUCGUGUUUUCCUCACACCCAACUCAUUUCCGAAGCCAAAAUGGAGCUUAGGCCGCUGGAGUAAGCCGUUUCAGUUCAUCUCCAUUUUCUGGAACGGAUGGGUUGUGGCCGUAUUGUAUUCUCCAUAUGAGUUCCCCGUUAGUGGGGAGACGUUGAACUAUGCGCCCGUGAUUAUGGGCGCUGUGACCAUUUUUGCAGUCAUAUCUUGGUGGGUGACGCCAGAAGAAUCGUGGUUGCCGAGGGCACGGAUCUCGCAUUUCAUCGAAAGCAAGGGUCAAACUACUGAAACCACCACGGAGAUCACCAGACACGAGCCAUCGUGAAGAUACGUUGGGUACUGGUAUAUUUGGUAUAUAUUCAAUAGAUUUCGUUGCUAGAUACAUAUUUUGCUUGAUCGACGUAUAUAACGUCGUCAGAUGGAUGUAAAUAAAGCCAAACCGACGCAUAUAGAGCAUCUAUUUCAACCGAGGACUUUAAUAGAGGAGAACGAGAAUAUUUUCAAUACUUGAUUCAGAUCGAAGUUAGGCGAAACCA